CUCGUGUCGGUGUAUCUGUUAUUCUAUCAUACGACUGUCACUCGGUAAGAGUGAGUCGGUGAGUUUGUAGAACAGAACACAGCUUGUCAGUUUAGUUCGCAGAGGAACUUUGCUGGGUGCGAACGUACGGUGUUCAAUAUUGACCGUGGUCUGAGAUCAACGUGUUUGCCUAACAAUAGUCGGCUUUAUGGGGGAUUUUUCUCGCCUUUUACCAGUUAUUUAAAUUUUCAUUUUCUUAUUUUGUACUUGGAUUUGUUUUCUCGUACCACAAGACGCUCCGCCGAGAUACGCAACGAUCGCUGACACCAGGGGCACGCAAAUAUGCGCGCUUAUCAGGUGAGCCGCAUUUAUCAGGUGUUAUGGGCGAUUUCGAUAGUCUCGUCCACCUGGGCAGUUGGACCGAUCACGACCACCACCCAGCAGCCACCUCCGAUUCCGGAAAUCCUGACUACGGGGCUACCGGAAGUAAAUCAAAGACGGUCGGAGAUUCAGGGGUCGUCCCAUCAGAUAGAUCGACUAUGGGAAGAAAUCGGCGGCGUUAAAACGAUGAUGGCUACCAUAGCUGGUCAGCUGGACAAAUUCAACAAUCUCUACCUGGGAAAACUUGAGCACAGAAUGCUCACUACGUCGACUCUUCUCGCUAGCAUCGACAGCAAUAUUCACGGACUCCAAGAAAGAAGUCACGCGUGGGAUACUUUUCAAUUACACGUAGCCGCUUGGAACGAACAGAUAAAAAGUCUAGACAACAAGAUGGACCAUUUAUCGAGGGGUCAAGAAAAAAUGGUGGUGCUCGAUACCAAGGUAUCCCAAUUGAUGAACUUGGAAUACAAACUUGAGAGAAUUACUUCGCGGCUCGAGGAAACUUCUCAAAGAAUUCAACAGCUCGAGUCACCCAGGGAUCCUUUGAUGGGAGAAUUCGCCACCAGGGGCGUACUGUCGACGUUGAAAAUCGUCGAAAGGAAGGUCGACCGCGUUCAGACGGGUAUACAUUCCAUAGGCACGAAUUUGAAGUCGAGGAAAAAGAAGAACGAAACUGAGGAAGCUUCUGGAAAGCUGGUAAUCCGAUGCAACACACCACCCGCGGUGGAAGAAGCCCUCCAGGACGUCCAGGCCAAGGUCGAUCUCGUUUACGACAAACUCGUAUCGGAACCGGAGAGCAACGAGUUGCACGACCAGCCCGAUACCUCUGACCUUCCUCGUACCGAGGCGAAGCUUCUCAACAAGCUGUGGAAAAGAUUGUUAGCACCUCAACGAAAGAUGACGAAAUCAUUGGAGACCAUUGAGAGCCUGGUACGCGGUAUGAAUAACACCAAUUCGUGUCACAACGGCGAUUCCGACGACGAUCUGGACCACGAUAUUCAGGAGCUUUUGAGUUGCUGUCGCGCCAGCAGCCACAGGGUCAAUUCAUUCGCGGAGAAUGCGGAGACCAUCAUGAAACGCGUCGAAGGAGUUGUCAACCAGGUUCACGGAGAGACUUCCAGCGGUCAAAACGCGCUGGAGCGUCGUUUUUCCGAGCAAAAAAUUCACUUGGAACAUCUACUUGCGAAAAUCGGUUGCGUCCACCCCCAGGCGAACGGUGGAUCGCGACCAACGAACACAUUUCCGGUCGUUGACUACGACGGUUCCGGUGACACAACGGACGACGCGGGAAGCGGCGACGAUGAGGACGCCCCAGAAGGUAAUCCGAUUUUUGCAGGCAGUGCGGACGGCGAAGUCACGGUGAUACCCUUGGGGGGUGGAAUCUUAGGGCGUUCGAAGGACGAAGACGGUAGCGUUUCGAGCUCGACUGUUUCAACGACUACAUUUGCCGCGGUUUACCCGAUACCAAAAAAUCAUGCAUUCGAUAAUCUCCCGAACGUCACGACUUUGCGGCCACCAUCAACGACCGAUGUCGUGACGCUUUUGACACCGAGAUCCGUGGAAGAGAUAGUCGAGGUCGACGAACGGAACUGCGAGAGUCUCGAGAAGUCCGGAAGACCCUCGGGGGUCUUCAAGCUCGGGCAUACCAGGGACAUUAACGCAGCUGGUCGCGACUUCUACACGAGAAAUUGUGACCUACAAACUUCAGGGGGAGGGUGGACGAUCGUUCAACAAAGAGGUGGUGUGUGGGGUGGAGUUGAAAAUUUCACCAAGUCCUGGGAGGAAUACAGCCAAGGAUUUGGAAACCUUAAUAAAGAAUUUUGGUUCGGGAACGAAUACAUUCACAGAUUGACUUACGAGACCGACGUCGUCCUGAGAGUGGAGCUCGAAGAUUGGAACGGAGUGACGGCCUGGGCCGAAUACUCGACCUUCAGGGUUGACGCCGAGGGGGAUGAUUACAGGAUAUGGAUCAGCGGAUACGAGGGAAACGCGACGGACGCCUUUGGAGCCCAUGAUGGGACUCCGUUCUCCACGGUUGAUAGGGACAACGAUGGCGCUCCGCCGUGCUGCCCUUGCGCACCAGCGUACGGAGGAGGCUGGUGGUUCUACAGUUGCUUCGAGGCGAAUUUGAACGGUGACUACAUCCAAGAAAAUGGACCGCACGAACCCUUCCGAGGAGUAAUUUGGGAACACUGGCGCGGUGACUAUAGUCUGAAGACCAGUAGAAUGCUGGUAAGACCGCGAACCCUUGGUGAUAUUCUCGUAGAUCCACCAGAUCAGGUUUAUCCGGACCCAUGACUCCCGAUGGCUUCUGGCCUCGCGACGGGCACCGGUAACGUAUUGGCCCAUUUCAAUAUUCUGAUCGCUACGGGUCUCGUUUUCGGAUGGUUUUCCUGAUUCAUGAAAUCGGCGACUCGAGGGGGAUUCGAUAAAACCUUUAUGCACUCUCCGUCCUCCUACGUAAUCUGUCAUUUUUCGAGGCUCUUAACUAUCCGAUGCAAUUUUUUUUGGAGAUCAACGACACCGUGACAGAGAAAAUGAAGAAUUUAAUCGUCGUUAUUUCGGUAAGUUUUUUUUUUAUCACGAAAUUAAAAUCAGAGUAAGGACGUAAGUAGUCGAAGUUUAGAUUGUAAGUUCAUGAUAACGCGUAAAUGUAUAAAAUAUAAUUCACAACAACCGUACCUGAUGCCAGCUGCAUUUAAGUCCGUUUGCACCAAUUGGCGGUUAAAUUUUUGGAGACAAUUUUUUACAGUUAGAUUUAUAAAUAAAUUUAAAUUCUUUCACAUUUACCAAAAUAUUACUUUUAGUUAUUAUUCUGUAUGGAAUUGAAGCGUAACAAUAAACGACUAUCAUUUUGAUAUGUGUA
Messenger RNA from Athalia rosae (coleseed sawfly), 3226 nucleotides. RefSeq lists its product as uncharacterized. The transcript is spliced from 9 exons. Lineage: Eukaryota; Metazoa; Arthropoda; Insecta; Hymenoptera; Athaliidae. The coding region runs from base 322 to 2658 and encodes 778 amino acids. The record is from RefSeq and is a predicted model, not a curated record.